Messenger RNA from Xenopus laevis (African clawed frog), 935 nucleotides. RefSeq names its product phosphomevalonate kinase L homeolog (gene pmvk.L). Gene Ontology annotation, cellular component: cytosol; cytoplasm. NCBI's taxonomy places the organism in Eukaryota, Metazoa, Chordata, Amphibia, Anura, Pipidae. The transcript has 5 exons. The coding region runs from base 16 to 801 and encodes 261 amino acids. Gene Ontology annotation, molecular function: phosphomevalonate kinase activity. Gene Ontology annotation, biological process: isopentenyl diphosphate biosynthetic process, mevalonate pathway; cholesterol biosynthetic process. The record is from RefSeq and is a predicted model, not a curated record.
CUAGAGGUAUGGAGCAUGCGCAGUUCGUGUGUGACUCCCAGUGGUGUGACAGUCACGAGGAGGCGGGACUCCAAGUGGUUGUUGCGGUGGUUGAGUCAAACAGAUGCCGUGAAGCGAUUGGUGGAACUUGUGGAGGGCGGGGAUAUAAAGCAACUUGCACGUUUCCGAUUGGCUGAAUGUGACAGCGAGUGCUCUGGUUAUACAGUCGGUGCGGUGAGAGGAAUGGGGGAGCCUCGGCUGGUUCUGCUCUUCAGCGGGAAGAGAAAAUCCGGCAAAGAUCAUGUGACCAACUCCCUGCAGCUCAGGUUCUCCUCUGAUACUUGUUCUGUUCUGCGCCUGUCGGGGCCCCUGAAGGAACAGUUUGCGCUGGAGCGGGGGCUGGACUAUGAGCGAUUGCUGGGGGCCACUGGAUAUAAGGAGGAAUUCCGCGCUGACAUGAUCCGCUGGGGAGAAGAGAAACGCAGACGUGAUCCCGGAUUCUUCUGCCGCAUCAUCGUGCAACGAGUCUCCCAGCCUGUGUGGAUUAUCAGUGACGCACGACGCAAGUCAGACAUCGAUUGGUUCCGUUCAGAAUAUGGAGCUGUUCUGCAGACAGUCCGUGUGGAGGCAUCAGAGGAGACCAGAGAGGCCCGGGGUUGGGUCUAUACACCAGAGGUGGAUGAUGCAGAGUCGGAGUGUGAUCUGGACCAGGGAGUGGACUUUGAUUGGAUCAUCAGCAACGAUGGAGAGAAUAGUUCUCUAGAGGAGCAACUGAACAAACUCACAGACUUUAUUUAUAGCAAGUUGGAUGAAUUCAAGUGACUGGGGGGCCCACCAGCACCAAAGCAACUUGGACCUGGGACUAGCAGAAACCUUCUGUUUUAUUAGCCAAAUACUUAUAUGAGCUGAUCCAGCUGCCCCAUGCAUUCCAUAAAUGGCUUCUUGUGUGCCCAGAA